Molecule: messenger RNA, 1515 nt
Organism: Parastagonospora nodorum SN15
Lineage: Eukaryota; Fungi; Ascomycota; Dothideomycetes; Pleosporales; Phaeosphaeriaceae
Exons: 2
Coding region: 1-1515 (504 amino acids)
Molecular function (GO): iron ion binding; heme binding; monooxygenase activity
Source: RefSeq, a predicted model, not a curated record
AUGUCGUUGACCAACUACCUCCUCUCGCCGUAUACGCUUCUGCUCGUCCCGGUCCUUUACUACAUCCUCCCAUACAUCCGCAACUGGCAGAUUCGCAACAUCCCAGCGCCGUUCCCCGCCGCGUUCACCAACUUAUGGCUGGCUGCUCAGUGCCGCCAGGGCAAGCGCUUCCUCUCAGUCCACGCUGCGCACGCCAAGUACGGAAAGCUGGUUCGCAUUCAGCCACACCAUGUUAGUAUCGCCGACGCCGACGCUAUACCGCUUAUCUACGGUCACGGCAAUGGGUUCCUCAAGAGCGAGUACUACGACGCUUUCGUGAGCAUUCGUCGAGGACUAUUCAACACGCGAGACCGUGAGGAACACACGAGGAAGAGGAAGACCGUGAGCCACACCUUUUCGGCAAAGAGUGUUGGACAGUUUGAGCAGUACAUCCAUCAUAACUUGGAGGAGUUGCAAAAGCAAUGGGAUGUCAGGGCGGAUCAGAAGAAGGACGACUGGUAUCAAAUGGAUGCUUUGCAUUGGUUCAAUUACCUCGCCUUCGACGUAAUCGGCGAUCUCGCUUUCGGAGCCCCCUUCGGAAUGUUGGAAAAAGGCCAGGACUUCGCUGAAGUAACCCAACUCGACGGCACAACUACUCACGCACCUGCUAUCGAAGUUCUGAACCGCCGCGGCGAGGUGUCAGGUACAAUCGGAUGUUAUCCUUACAUCAAACCGUACGCGAAAUACCUCCCCGAUCCAUUCUUCAGCCAGGGCAUGAAAGCAAUCCAGGACCUCGCUGGUAUCGCUAUCGCACGUGUGAACGCACGUUUGGAUAAGCCGUCUGACCGCGUGGAUCUACUAGCGCGAUUGAUGGAGGGAAGAGACGAGAGCGGACAAAAGCUAGGCAAGGAGGAACUCACUGCUGAAGCAUUAACGCAACUCAUCGCCGGGUCGGACACGACUUCGAAUACUUCUUGUGCAUUGUUGUACCACUGCCUAACGCACCCGGAAGUCGUCACAAAAUUACAACAAGAAUUGGACAAAGCGCUACCAGAUAUCGAUGCUGUACCGACAUUCGCCGCUGUCCGCGACCUCCCAUAUCUCGAGGCUGUCAUCAAGGAGGCGAUGAGGAUCCACAGCACCUCUUCGCUCGGUCUGCCUAGGAUCAUCCCACCCGGUCCCGGUAUUACUGUGUGCGGUCACCACUUUCCACAAGGCACAGUCUUGUCCGUCCCGGCGUACACGAUCCAUCACAGCAAGGAGAUCUGGGGACCGGAUGCGGACGAGUUCAGGCCCGAGCGCUGGGAGAAGGCCACGGAGCAGCAGAAAGCCGCGUUUGUUCCGUUCAGCUAUGGACCCAGAGCAUGUGUGGGCAGGAACGUGGCGGAGAUGGAAUUAGCGCUCAUUGUAAGCACGGUAUUUAGGCGGUAUGAGUUUGAGCUCAGGCAGGGUGAAUUGGAGACGAGGGAGGGCUUUUUGAGGAAGCCGUUGGCCCUAGAGGUGGGUAUGAGGAAGAGGAGCGAGGCCAGGAAGUAA